AUGGGGCGCUCCAUACACUUUUUUGCAGCUGUCUUCCUCAUGCUGAUGCUGGUCAUGACCACUGAGAUGGGUCCGAUGGUGGUGGAGGGCAGGACAUGUGAGUCCCAGAGCCACCGAUUCAAGGGAAUAUGUGUGAGGCAGAGCAACUGUGCUACUGUCUGCCAGACUGAGGGUUUCCAUGGCGGCCACUGCCGGGGCUUCCGUCGCCGAUGCUUCUGCACCAAACACUGCUAA
Ilex paraguariensis (yerba mate) is the source of this 234-nucleotide messenger RNA. Lineage: Eukaryota; Viridiplantae; Streptophyta; Magnoliopsida; Aquifoliales; Aquifoliaceae. The record is from the annotation of a GenBank genome assembly.